Amphiprion ocellaris (clown anemonefish) is the source of this 9522-nucleotide messenger RNA. It is a transcript of the gene cep170bb, whose product is annotated as centrosomal protein 170Bb. The record is from RefSeq and is a predicted model, not a curated record. Lineage: Eukaryota; Metazoa; Chordata; Actinopteri; Pomacentridae. Bases 253 to 5451 code for a protein of 1732 amino acids. The transcript is spliced from 20 exons. Gene Ontology annotation, molecular function: protein binding.
UACGCAGCGGGUGGCUGCUGGUGCGUCAGGAGGAGGCAGACACAGAGAUGCCAUAACAGCAGCAGCAGCAGCGACCGUCACAAGCAUCGAACCGAUCCGCCUCCUGACGGUCCGAGUCCGGCUCAGCGCGUCGCCUCUCAUGCUCUGCCCGCCCCGCAGCGCGUCAGUCCGGGAUUCAAUCGGCGGAGAGCAGCGGAGGAGGCAGCAUCUGGAGCGGAGGAUGCUCUGGGGUUUCCCAGCAGGCCUGUGAAGAUGAGUGUGACAUCAUGGUUCCUGGUGAGCAGCUCGGGCACUCGACACCGCCUCCCCCGAGAGAUGAUCUUCGUGGGCCGAGAGGACUGCGAGCUCAUGCUGCAGUCUCGCAGUGUGGACAAACAACAUGCUGUCAUCAACUACAACCCGACUACUGACGAACAUCUGGUGAAAGACCUGGGCAGCCUGAACGGGACGUUUGUGAACGACCUGCGGAUUCCUGAUCAGACCUACAUCACCCUCAAACUGUCCGACAUCAUCCGCUUUGGAUAUGAUUCUCACGUCUACGUUCUGGAGAAGAGUCAGCACAAAGUCCCAGAAGAGGCUCUGAAGCAUGAGAAGUACAGCAGUCAGCUGCAGAUGAGUCUGAAAGCUUCAGAGGGGAAGAAGAGUGAACCGGAGGAUCGUCCAAAAGGCGAGAAAACGCUGAGCAGCAAGAGCCUGACACAGGAAGCUCCAGUGUGUCGACCCACUCCUCUGUAUGGACAGCCAUCCUGGUGGGGAGAGGAGGAUUAUGGGAGUAAAGUCCAGACCAGCGACGGGUCUCAUCCAGACGUACAGAAAGAUGCUUCGUCUGUGGAUCCAGAUUUUUCUGGAUCUCUGUCAGAGUCCCAACCAAAGACUGUCUUCCCUUCUUACCACCGCGAGCCGAGCUACUUUGAGAUCCCCACCAAGGACUUCCAGCACCCCAAAACCUCAGGGGCGGAGCUCCAUGAGAUCCCCACGAAGGACACGGACACGCCCCCGGCCCCACCCUCUCCUCCCACUCCGACCCCGCCCGUCGUCCAGAGUCACGCCUCCUUCACCAUCGAGUUCGACGACUGCAUGCCCGGCAAGAUCAAGAUCAAAGACCACGUCACAAAGUUCUCCACCCGCCAGAGGAAACCUCAGGCUCCACCCAGCAAGACGACCAUCAUGGCUGCACCUGCAGAUGUGAUGUCAGCAGAGAGCAAAGUGGCUGAUUGGCUGGUCCACAGUGAUGUCAGCAUGAUGAGGAGACGUCCACCGUGUGAAGACGUUUACAGCACCAAGAGUGACCUCGCUAUGAACAUCAAAACCCUCAAAGGUCACCAUCAUGAGGAUGGAACCCAGAGUGACUCAGAGGACCCGGUUCUUAAAGGGAGAAGUAAAUCUCACCACUCUGUCCACUCUCACAUCUCCAUCCAGUCAGAGCAGUCUGAGGUGUCCCAGCAGGACGUCCAGUCAGGUCAGCCUGUCCACUGUCAGCUGCCUGCUCCAAUGCAGAAGCUCCACCAGCCACUGCAGUACUCUCCCCCCAGACAAGCCCCCGCCUCACCUGUGGCCCCCGAGCGGCCUCUGUCCCAGAGCCCUCCUCAGGCUCCAUCCCCCACAGAAGCACCCAAACAGGGGCCCCCUGAGCACCUAACCCAGCAGGCCUUCAUCAUUGAGUUCUUUGAUGACAACCCACGCAAGAAGCGGUCGCAGUCCUUCACGCACAACCCUGCCCAUGCGGACUCAUACUCUGCCCUCAAGGCCAAGCUGGAGCGCCGGAAAGGUGGCGAGAGGCCGGCAUCUGUGCACGGUCACAUCCCUCCUACCCAGCAGGUGACGGUCCCUUUGAAAGGUCAAGGCCACAGUGGGCCCCAGAGGUCAAGCUCUCUAAAAAGGGAGAAGACGGAAGGGGAAGCAGCUUCGUCAAGUUCUUCCUCUCGCUCCUCAUCAGGCAUCGUCAUCAGACCUUUUGGCAGCGUUGGGAAGAAGUCGAAGCUCGCCCAGGAGUUUGCUGCUGAAUUCCUGAAGGAUUCAGGUCGUAAGGACUCCUCCCCAACCAGGGAAAAGACAUCACCUCCACCAAUGUCGGCACCACCGGUAAUGAUGUCGCCUCAUCAUACAAGGAUUCCCUCUCCUCAAGAGCCUCCAGCACCUUCCUCAGUCUCCUACCCCUCCUCGCCCUUACAGCCCUCAGCAAUGUCAAAGGCCUCCGUCCCAACCAGUGUUCCUGGCAAGCAGGCCUCUCCAGUCCCUCUGUCGGACCCUACCAUGUCCCCUAUACUACCCCUGGGCAUCCGUGGAGGAGACCCCAAAGGAUCCCCGAGGAUGAUGAGGAACGAGGAGGACGACAGUCUGAGUGAUGCUGGGACCUACACCAUCGAGACAGAGUCACAGGACAAAGAGGUGGAGGAGGCUCGCAACAUGAUUGAUCAGGUGUUUGGUGUCCUCGACUCUCCAGAGUACAGUGGUGUGAACACAGGAGUGUAUAGACCUGUAAUAAAUGAUGGCAAGGAUGAGCAAGCUAACCUGCCUAGCGAUGGUAGCACUGUGGACCCUUUGCAUGGCUUUAUCCCAGCUGCUAUCAGCGGCCCACCAACAGGCCCCAUACAGGUGCCGGCUGCAGCAGGUCUGGAAGGACCUAAGUGGGUUUCCCGUUGGGCCAGUCUAGCAGACAGCUAUGCCGAACCAGGUUCCACUCCACCUCAAGGGGAAUGUCUAGAAGAUCUGCGAUUCAUGAGCCGGUCGAUGGGAAGUUACAGCUAUGACAACUCAGAGUCAGAAUCAAGCCACAGCUCAAGGACAAGAAGGCUGCUACCCCAGGUGCCUCCAGAAAAGCUGGACAGUGUUGCCCCGAGCAUCCUCAUUCGCCAUGAAUCUUACCAAGGCCAGGAACCUCUGGAUAGAGUCUCUGGUCCUCCACGCCCACAGGACUCCACCCAGCGCCUGUCGGUUCAGGAUGACGUGGAUCCAGACAGCCUGAGUGAUGCCAGUCGCUCAGAUGACACACCUGUUCUGGAGAAAACAAAGAAGAGUCAAGCCAGGACCGGAGCUACGUCUCCAGGAGCCGCAGUUCCUCACUUUAAAGGGUCAGAGAAAGUGUCUCCAUCCACCAAAUCCACCUCCUUCUACAUCGGUUCUGGAGACCAUCCAGGCAAACCUGAUCCGGCCCGAAGCCCAGUACAGUCUGAGAGGACACGUGACCCCCCGGCAAAAACUCCCCCUACCACUGUCCUGAUCCGACACUUGAGUGGACAUGAACCCAAGAGGACAGGUGUCAAACCCAACAGCUCUGCUCCAAACCUGCAAACACAGGACAAGGAUUCUGUCCCCACUAAAGACGGCUGCAUGUCGUCCUUUGUCCGGCAAGAGAGCUUCACCAAAGACCGGCCCACCGAUACUGUCCAGAUGAAGAAACUUCCUCACAUCUCCAGCCACCCGUCCAUCAGAGACAUGGAGCAAAGGAGGGAAAACAUGCAGGACACACAACCCUUCCUCCAGGAGGCUGAGGGGACUCUGUCCUCGCUGGACACCAAGUUCCCUUCCUCUGGUUCAGGUCGUAGCUCAAAGAAGGGAGGCUCCUCCAGUCACAUGGAUGACUCUCUCUCUGGUGAGUCGGAUGUGGACACAGCGAGCACCGUGAGUCAGGUGAGUAGCAAAAAUGCCCCAGUCAGCACCACUUCUAAAAAGCGUCCCGCCAUCAGCAGCCUUCAGAAGGAGAAGUCCUCUUCCAGCCCAUCAAUCCAAGAAAAGGGACGGCAACUCAGUGCCCGCGAACGGCUUUCUGAGAAACGCCGGACCCAGGUGACUGCCGAUGCGUCAAGCAAAGCAGAGGCAGCAAAGCGCUUCCAGAUGCGCCGCAGUGCAGGAAACCGUGGCUCUCUGGAUCUCUCUGAAGGCCAACAGGGUUCUGGUCCACACUGGACUGAAACAACAUCAUCUGAUCAUGAAACUUCCCGUCCAUCCAGCCGCAGCAAGAAAAUCAUCGCCCCUCUUCAGAAAGAAGACAAUGGAAAGACGCCCAAGACGGCGACUCAGCAGGUUCUGACACGAUCCAACAGCCUGUCAGCCCCACGGCCAACCCGGGCGUCAAUGCUUCGUCGAGCGCGCCUGGGCGAGGCCUCAGAUAAUGAAGGUGCUGAGACUGACCGGGGCUCCCAGAAUUCUGACCAUAUCACUGCACCGGCCAAAGUGUCCUCCGAGGGGAAGAAGCUGUCCAGGCUGGACAUAUUAGCAAUGCCCAGAAAGAGAACUGGUUCUUUCACAGCUCCCAGCGACAACGAGACGUCCUCCACAGGCCGGUCUGGUUUCUCCAAUCGGAACUCUGAGUCUGUUGUCACCACCAGGAAGACAUCGGUGGGCGACGCCCGGCAGGCUGCCAGUAGAGGGGGAGGGGCUCCAGGGAAGCAACCAUUGACCCGUACCCGGUCCAGUGGAGCCAAGUACCCUAGCACUGGUUCCCGUCGCAGACAGAAGGGUUCGGACUUUUCCUCUUCUUCUGAGGAAGAAUACGAGACAGGUGCCGGCACUUCCAAAGCCAAACGCUCCUCCCAUCCACCCACCUCCGCCCAGACGCCUCGCAGCCAUCGGUCAGCAGCCACGAGAACUAAAUCUGUCUCCCUGGAGACGGAGGAGGACGAGGAUCAGAAUGACAUUGACCCUUACCAGAACUGGUCCACGCACAGUGCUGAGAUUGCUAAGCUCAGUCAGGAUCUGGCCAAAGACUUGGCCAUCCUGGCGAAAGAAAUCCACGACGUUGCAGGGGACGGGGACUCGCCGAGCUCCGGCAUGGGCACCACCACCUCACCCAGCUCACUGCCCAACACGCCGGCCUCCACCAUCUCUGCCAGGGAGGAGACGCCAUCUUAUCCAUACUUGCGUGGGGUUCGACCAUCUCAGCUGGUCCAACAUAUCCCUGAGGCCAGUUUAAACUACCAGAAGGUUCCUCCAGGUUCUACUGCUGUCUCGGACCUGGACGCAAAUAUGAAUGAGCCAGACCCCAGUUCUAAGCAACGGCGUCCGUGGAACCGUGAAGAGGUGAUUCUGGACAACCUAAUGCUGAAUCCAGUGUCUCAGCUGUCUCAGGCCAUCCGGGAGAACACCGAGCAGCUGGCUGAGAAAAUGAAGGUUUUGUUCCAGAACAAGGCGGAGGUCUGGGAGGAGAUCGAGGCGAAGAUCAACUCUGAGAAUGAAGUCCCCAUCCUGAAAACCUCCAACAAGGAAAUUACCUCCAUUUUGAAAGAACUGAGAAGAGUUCAGAGGCAGCUUGAAGUUAUAAACACCAUUGUGGAGCCUGGUGGGAGUCUUCAGACUGCAGCCGUCGGGACUUCAUCUCUCGGUCAGACUCGAACGUCCUCGAGGGAGAAGAAGCCCGCCGCCAAACCCCGCGGUUCCACCUCGGCCUCCAACGCCAAUGAAAGCACCAAACGGCCACCUCGUGGACCCGACGGGGGCCACUACAUGGCCUGAGCGGGCCACCGUAGCACCUUUGGAGAGUUACUGUGCAUCCACACUGCCAGCAGCCUCUGUCCAAGGUCCUGAUUACUGACUGUAGCACCCAGAUCAGCUCUACACUGAGGUUUAUUGUGUAGUUGGGAUAGGGCCUUAAACCGUCUAAGGCUGGUCAUGUAGGUUCAUCAGCAAACCUUUUUAAAGUAACUCAUCAUCCAUCAAAUUGUGUCCUGUUUUAAGGGGUUAUCUCUUUAAAAGUUCAUAUUCAAACCUGAAUUUGUCGGAUCAAACACUCAGAGAUCAAGAAAUUAGGUUUCUAUUUAUCUUUAAUCAGUGUCCCUCAAUUCAUUGCACACUGGACUCUACAGUGAUACUAUAAUGAGUAGAGGCCUCAGAGCUUAUGAUAUGAGGACUUUCUCUAUUUUAGUCCCAUUGACACUCCUAAAAACAGCAUUGUUGGCACAGCUGCUGUUUGGUCUAUGUGGUUAAGUUUGUUUGUCACCAGAUUGAACUCUAGAGAAAACAUCCUCAGCAAAUGAGUCAAUUUCUCUCCCACAUUCUGAAUUAGACCUGAGCAGUCUUUCCAUUUCCGUUGUGCAUUGCAUUGUGGGAUAUUACUGUGCUUUAGCAUCACAACUCAAAUUCACUUUUUUUGUAAGCAUUCUUUCUGCACAAUGUUGUAUGUAGUCAGUUUCAAAAUCUGAGAUGACAUUUGUAAAAUGUCAUCCAGUUCUUUUGUACAUUCUCACAGCUUCCCUCUAGAGCUGAGCCCUAAAAAGUGUCCUAGAGGUUGGUUGUAAUGAUUGGUAGGACUCAUACUGGUCGUAACAUGCAGUUAGUUUCUGGAGAGAUCGGCUGCUGGUGCUGUGGAUGCACUGAAACUGUCCAGAACAAAAGCUCUCAUUUGUAUCCAGUGAUUCAGUCAGUAAGAACAAAUGCAUUUUGAGUCUGUAGGACUGCUUCCACGUCGCACAAGCUGAACAAAAUUUAGUCAAAGCUGCAAAAAGAAGCGGCUGCUCGCACCACAGUAGUACUUGGAUGAUGUACAAAAAUAUAUUGAUAGCCUUCGUGCUUUGAUAAUCUGUUGUUGCGUUGCAUUUGAACAGAUGAUAGAUUGUGUGUUUUGAGAAGUUUGUCUCAGUUUUUCUGUCUGUGUUUAUGAAGAGAGAGUCGUAGCUUUGUGCCCAUCAGAAGGUCUGCGCUGCCUCGGCCUUACAGGCAGCAAACGGCAGUCUGAACUCGUCUGUAAAAGUUAAAAAGAUAUACUGUUCUAUUUUAUUGAAUGUUUCUGAGCUCUGUUGCCUGUCCUGUGACCGUCAGGCUCUUUUAUUUUUGCCAUCUCGCUGUGAUUGUGCGUUAACUGUGAAGCUGCUUCAGGUUUGUUGUAGCUGAAUGUUGCGAGUGCUGAAUGUUGGAGAGUUUUCUGUGAAAUUUCAGUUGAUCUCAAGCAAAUCAGCAUAACUUAAAACCAAACAAAUGAUCUAAUCCGAGAGACAUCACCUUUAUAGCCGCGAUGAAUGACUCCCAAGAAACUCGACAAUCUGCUCUCUGACUGCUGAAGUAGUGAAACAAGUCAGUUUUGUUUGAUGCAUUGCUCUCCCAGUUGUCUUUUAAGCUUGAUUAGUCAAUAGUUAAUAACCCAAAACCUGAAGCGCACAGCUGUGGUUUAAUUUUAAGAGACGGAAACAGAAACUAAAUUCACAAAAGAAAAAGAAACUGCCGAUGUUCUUUGGGAAUCACGACUCAGUGUCUUUAAUUUAUGAGAUGAAGAUUCUCUGAUUAUGAGAUAAAUAUUUCAUCAUUUUCUCCUAGUUAUGAAAUGAGGAUCCUGCAAGAGUGAGCUGCAGAAGUCAGAGCUAUUUUAAGAAAUGUCUACAGUUUUAUUGUCGUACAAAUGUAACAAAGCUGCAGUUGUUUUCAAGCACAACAACCAUCCAUUGUACAGAGACAUAGUGACAACUGACCAACAGAGUUGACCUCAAUUUCUUUGAAUUAGAGUGAUUUACUGGACAAACUAAGUAGGUCUCCCUAUGGUUGGUACAGAAGACAGAAAUAAGGCUGUUAUAAAACAUCAAAUGAGUCCUUUACACUCCUAUUUUUGUCUCACUGAAGUUUCUGCAAACUUUAGAAGUUUCUUUAUGAUUUUACAUAUUUACACACUGUAUAGUUGUGACUGUCACCCACAAGUCGGUAUUUUAGUGCCUAAAACCUGACUUCUAUCAAAAGGUGAUGCAGUAUUUAUUGUUGGCGCCAUUAAAACGGACUGUGUGAAACGCUAGGAGUUUAUAGUAUUAGUCAUGUACAGUUAGAUUACUUUCCAAAGCCAACAACAUGAUCUAGAUUGUUUUUGACCUUUGAAUUUCUUGUAAAAACCUUCCUCUAUGAACCUCCUUUAAGUUUACAUCAGUUUUAGAAAAGUGCUAUAUGAAGAAAGUAUUUAGACUUCUAAGUUGUUGGACCACCACCUAUUCAGAGAGAGGUGGAAGAUGAAGUGAAGUACCUGUGUAGCGUGUAUGUGUGUGUCUGUGUGCUGCUGACUGUGCUGUUGUCGCUGUGUGUUGAGCUGAAGUUUGUGUUUUUCUUGCUUUGUGUGUGUUAAAGCAGCCGAGACCUCUGUGCGGAGAGCGCUGCAGAGGUAGAAGUAGGAACAGGAGCUGACUCGCAGACAGAGAUCGGAUUAACCUUGCUUAGCACAAACACUGGAAGCAGGAGGAAACUUUUAGCAUAGCUCCAUCUGAAGAGAAAAACAAUGACCUUCCAACUGCUCUGAGUCUGUCUGAUUCACAUGUAUGUUGUUUAUAAAUUGGUGCAUAUCAUAACUGAUUUUCUUUAUCUAAACAAAACUCAGCGUGCAACUUCCUGUGGAAAUUUGCUAUUUUAAGUCUUCAUCAUUGAAGAGAUUUGCACCCUCUACAAUCACAAAUGGUGUCAAAAUCUCGCUUCCUAAAUGACUGUCAUGUGCAAAUUACAGUUGUGCAGUUUUCUUCCAUACUUAGGCAUCAAUCACAAAUAUGCCAUUUCUUUUGAUGGGCUGAAAUCUGCCCCUGGUUCAGUUCUGCUCAGACACUUGUGUUGCAUGUUGCAUUCACUUUCUUGUCUCUGUUUACAGUCUGUUUCCAAUAGCCACGUCAAGAAAGGAAUCACAAAACAGCCUCUUUUUGACAGUCCAAAAUGCAGGUGAAUAUCAGAGGACCCAUGAUCAAACCCCGUGGAAGUCCGCAGGUGAAAUACUGAUUUACAUGUCAUCUUGUUAAGCUAUCUGCUACUGUUUUACCUUUCAUGUUGCAUGGUGUUCAGUAAACACCACACAACAUGUAGACCAGACAGACUGGGAGUUGCUGAAAGGUUGCUUCUUUUCUACCUUGUGGGAGCUGAAAUAAAAAUUUCUCCAUGCCUUCAGUCUAAGUUCAGCUAACUGCAUCCUGGACAUCAGAGAUCAGUUUGGAAAAGACAGACUGCGGGCAGAUUUAAUUAAACUGUUGCUGUAAAGUGUUUGGUUGGAGAGACAGGAUGUGUUAGAGUUUUCUUUCGUAAAGUGCAUGUUUCCUGUAGCUUGAGGCAGGUGAGAGUUUGAGGCUAGUUCACCAAAUGUGCACUUUUUCAUUUAACAAACACCUUGUGAAAACAGGUGGAGCUGAGACUCUUAUGGCUUCUAUUUGUUUGUCAUGAUGUUUUCGUGCUCUGCAGCCAUUCAGAAUGUAUUGAUUUAUCACCUGCCCACAACACAAACCUGAUUGGCCAUUGCUGUGAUGAUGUAACUGCUGCUGCUACAGGUGAUUGGUCAUUUGGGCUAGCUGCAUUUUGUGUUUUUGUUACAGUGCAUGCAACUCUGAACCAAACAAGCUGUAGAAACAGGCUGAAUAGAUGAAGCAAACCAAACAUUUACUCUGUAAGUGUACUGUUAUUAGAACUCUUUUUUAUGCAUUUGAUCAUAUGAAGGUCAGUCGACCGCCGUGUUUCUAAUGGAAUUAACCUUCCUGAUUAUUUAUUAAGUUGAAAUGAUUUACAGAUAUCUGAACUCUCAUGUGGUCAUUAUCAUCAGGAUUUCUUUGUAUCAUCAUGUCAUUUGUAAUAAACAGAUUUCAUGCA